CUUCUACUUUGGUGAAGCCUUGGCAUCAAUGUUCUUAUAAUCACAAUUACGUGAGACAACGUUCAAAUGAUGAAUCAGCUGGUAAAAAUUUCAUGGCUUAUUCAAAAAGACCAGUCGAAAAUAUUUCAAAUAGUCAUCAUUAUCAUUUGAUUGGUGUUCUUAUUCAUCCUUUUUUAAGUUGGAAUGGUGAUAAAAGUUUAUGA
This is a messenger RNA of Entrophospora candida, 203 nucleotides long. NCBI's taxonomy places the organism in Eukaryota, Fungi, Glomeromycota, Glomeromycetes, Entrophosporales, Entrophosporaceae. The record is from the annotation of a GenBank genome assembly.